This is a messenger RNA of Penicillium expansum, 1953 nucleotides long. RefSeq lists its product as uncharacterized. The coding region runs from base 1 to 1953 and encodes 650 amino acids. The record is from RefSeq and is a predicted model, not a curated record. The transcript is spliced from 5 exons. NCBI's taxonomy places the organism in Eukaryota, Fungi, Ascomycota, Eurotiomycetes, Eurotiales, Aspergillaceae.
AUGUUACCCUCGAGAGAUGACAUAGCGAAGUUCAUAGCCAUCGCUCCAGAGGCUAAUGAAGGAACUGCCCUUAGGUUUUUAGAGGAAGCGGAAAGUAUCGAGGAUGCUAUUAGUCGGUAUUAUGAUGUUGAAAAUGAGGCUACAGCUCCAAGGUUGCCUACUACGGAUGCUGAGGCUGAGACGGGGAACCGUCCCCCACCGUAUGCACGUUCAGCCAUAAGCGGGGUUGCGCAUCAGUACUCCAAUAUAUUCAGUGAAGCUGCCGACAUCCGCUCUCAAGAUGAACAAGAUAUGCAAGUCGCCUUCAAAAGCCUACAGCAGGCCGGCCAUAUCUUCAAUAGUGAUAUUGAACCAGAGCAUACCGCACAAUUUGUUAACUGUAACUGCGAUGUCCACAAAUACCAAGCAAGAAAGUCUUCCCGACUUCCUGUUCAGGAAAUGUGGUCCAAAGCAGUCAUGUAUCCAGCUCAGGUUGCUAUUGAUGCAAAAGAGCCAACAUCUACUAUAUGGGAUACCGAAGACCCAGAAAUCUCUGUACCAACUGAAGCUGACGGCACAGCUUCAUCUAAUACCCAGCAACCAGCCGCACAACGGCUCGACCCCUCAACUCCUCCCGCAGAGGGCUCCAAGCCAUUCGCAUUUGGUAGCUUGAAAAAAAUGUUAUCGAAGAAGACGCCAGAGAAAAAGGCAGAGAAGGCAGCUAUCCAUACUAAGGGGCUACGCAAGGCCAUUCUAGAGGAAGAGCAAGGCAGAUGGCCAAAUCAAGAAUUGCGACAGAUUGUGGCAACAUACCAAGAAACAGUUGGAAUGAGUCAAAAGAUUGCUGAUCUUCGUACCCGACACCCAAUUCAGUAUCUCCACCUUCUCCGAGCAGGAUAUUUUGAACCUAUUCCAGUAACUUGGGCAAAAUCCACGUUCAACCCUCUCAAAUUGUCCAUUGACGCAAUUGGUGGGUGGAGAGGAGUCACACCCGACUGGAGAGGAUACAAUGAUCUCGCCGAGGAACGUCUAUACUGGGUUAUGAAGAACAAAGAGGGCAUUGUUGGAAACAAGAUGAAGCCCGAUCUCAUUUCUGCGAUGAGCAUGGCUCGAUCUAGAAUGGAAUCCGCGAUUGAGAUACCUACAGAAUACUUCUCACGCGACGAUAUCUGCAAAGUUCAAUCUAUCUCGGAGACUUAUUCAGAGCAGGUUGUGCCUCCGUUCAGACACUCUGGGGAGCCGGCGGUUCCUUUAGACGAAACUAUGAUUCUCCUAGGGGUCUCUGAGUCUAUGAAAUCGGCACCACUUCGCCCGAAUUAUAAUGAGCAUCUCAUUACAGGUUUUUCCGCCUCUAAGCAGCCAAAGAGCAAAGACAUCGCCAAGACUAUCAUACAUCGCUUUACUCAAGCAAUGAUCAAUCACGACCACAAUACCCGAGGCUAUCAACUUCUUACAGUCGCGAAUCAGGCCCGCUACAUAGGCUACAUCAACCACCAGAAUCUCGAACAAAAAUGGCCGAACAUUCGAUUUGGAGGAGAAACUCAACUGAUGUUAGGCUGGCAAAGAGCCAAGGAACUCCACUUCCAAAAGCACUCGGGGACAGCAAUCUACCACCCUAUGUACGGGUGGCAAGCUCGUCCACAGACACCCAUACUGAGGUUGCUUAUCGUACUCGACGGCGAGGCAACAGACAUGAACGAAUUCCUACUCGAUCUUCUUGGUCUAUCUUGGGUUUAUGUCACGAUCUUCCUGAUGGGUGCAGAUAGAUGUCCACAACACCAUCGCUUUGCAAAUGAGCUACACAGAAUCAGCAACGCCAACCCCCGUGUUUCUUUCGUCGAUGCGCAGGGGAAUAUGCCGGAGCGCUUUGUCACUCAUGAACUACUGAAGCGACAUCUCCGAUACAAUGUUUCAUUCUCUGAGUUUGAAAUGCUGGAGCAAGCGACAGUGGAUCUACCGUCAUAUGUAGAAUAA